This is a messenger RNA of Gigantopelta aegis, 1775 nucleotides long. RefSeq names its product WD repeat-containing protein 31-like. The record is from RefSeq and is a predicted model, not a curated record. Gene Ontology annotation, molecular function: protein binding. Lineage: Eukaryota; Metazoa; Mollusca; Gastropoda; Neomphalida; Peltospiridae. Bases 92 to 1108 code for a protein of 338 amino acids. The transcript has 10 exons.
CCAAUGUCUUGGUUUUUUUGUUGUUACUUGUAGCUAUAUUAUACUUUUAAAAAAAUCUCUUCUGCGAUAAAUAUGCAUGUAGUUGUGCGUUAUGGGUAAACUGUUUAGUAAAUCAAAGCACAAACGAGAAAAGAGUGAUCAGUACAGUUCAAGAUCAGCACAGCCAGAACAGGAUAUUUUGACGGGCAUGGCAAAGAACCCAGUCCAUCAGGAUGCUGUUGUUAGCUUAGCUCCAGUUCAGCCAGGCUUGUGUCUGUCUGGCAGUAAAGACAAGACUGUAGUUCUAUAUGAUUACCAUAAUUCACGUAUAGAAGACAGAUGGAGCGGUCAUGAAAGAGAAAUCACAAAGGUGAAGUUUGGUGCUGCUUGCAAUGGCAUAUUCAGUGCUUCCAGAGACAAAUCAGUCAAAAUGUGGCAUCGUGGGAAUGCUCAUCCUGUGCGAGACUUUCUAGGACAUGAUUUGGUUGUCACGGCAAUAGAUCUCAAUGGUGACAACACCAGGCUAUGUACUGGGUCCAGAGAUAAUACAGUCAGACUGUUUGAUAUUGAAAGUGGAUCUUGUCUUCUAGAAAAUAAUAUACCCCAGAAUCUUAUAACUGAUAUCAAAUGGAUUCCAAAUUCAGAUCUGGCUAUACAGGUUGGAGAAGACAAAGAUGUAAGAUUGUUUGACAUGAGGAAUUUGAACGUGGUGCACACGUUCACCAAGAAGCAAUACAUCCAGAUGUGCUGUGACAUCAGCAGUGAUGGAAACUUCUGUUUAACAUGUAGCAAUGGUUUUGGAGGAAAUGGCUGUGAGGCAACGUUGUGGGAUUUGCGUUCAAGAAGACUUUUGCAUGAGUUCAAAGGCCACACCGAGGCUAUAGAAUCCUGUCUGUUUUUACCAAAUUCUGAUGAACCACUGGUUGCCACAGCAUCUCGGGACUGCAGUGUUAAAGUGUGGAACAGAGAUACCAAGGCCCUGAUUACAGAUCUGGUUUUAAGUGGUGCUGGACCUUUGACCUCCCUCCUGGCCUAUGAAGAUAGCAGUAUACUUGUGGGAUCAUUCAAUCUUGGUGUUAUUGUGCUGGAUUUGAAGAAUGGCAAGCUAAAACAAACGAAUCAGUUCUGAUCUGCAGCUGAAGAAUGAAAUCUAUACCAACAUGAAUUAGUCAAGUGUGUUCACCGAUAAUCUCAUGCAAAACAAAACUGAUGAUCCAGUAUUGAUUUUCACUUGAAGCCCGUGCUUAUAAAAUGUUUAAUUCAGACUGAAUCUUGAAUGAUGUCACUUGCAUGUAAUUUGUAUGGCGUUGCCAUGACUUUAAAGUCUCAGACUCUGUUAGAGUCUUAAGUCUAAGACUCUAAACAUUUUAUAAGCACCAGGCCAGUAGUCAGUCAUUUAUUUUAAUUUCUUGUUAGAUAGAUGCCAGUUUGCUGAUUUUAACACAUAUUAUAAGUGAGGAUGUCAGGCUGUGCUUUCAAAGGUCAUAUGUUAACUAGGCAUUGUUUUAUUUGAAUUAUAAUGGAUAGCGCAGGCAUUGGUUUUGUUUGUAAUCCUGGUAAUACUUUAUUUAAAAUGUGAAUUGUCCGGCAGGUUGCACAUAACCAACAAUUACUCCAUGCAGUUCAAUGCAAUUUCUAUGUCAGAAUAUAUUCUGUGAAAAAUACAAUACUAUUGAGAGGGCACUGUGACAACUAGUUUUAGGGAAAGAAGGAAAUGUUUUAUUUAGUGACACAUUCAACACAUUUUAUUAUAUAUAUUAUUAUUAUAUGGUGUCAGACAUAUGGUUAUGGACCAC